AUGAAUUGGUUCGCCCCCCCUCCCGUCUUGGAGCCAACGCUCCUGACCACGCUUCCAUCCAAAUUCCGCCUUGUUGGUGUAUCAGAGCACUCGACGAACCAAAAGCGUGGCCGACCGCUCGAUAGCUUCCUCGAAGGUCCAGUUGUCAGAGGAAACACCUUGUAUCUGACCGACAUACCUUACGGCCGAAUAUUCGCCGUCAAUCUCACCACAAAAGAAUGGGAUCUUGUGAUCCAAUACGACGGUGAGCCCAACGGCCUAGCAUGGCAUGAACAACGACAUCAACUCCUCAUUGCCGAUUUCAAACAGGGCAUCCUUGCUCUUGAUCUCCAAACCAAGACCAUAACCACCGUGAUGGAUCGCUUCAACGGCGAGCGACUCAAGGGCCCCAACGACCUGAUAGUCGGCCGCGACGGCAGCAUAAUCUUUACAGAUCAGGGCAUGAGCGGCCUUCAAGACCCGACGGGGCGUGUAUACCGCAUCAGCUCCAGCUUCAACACGGGCAGUGGCGAUAAUCGUGUCGAGGUGCUGCUUCGUAACUGCCCUUCACCCAAUGGUCUAGUUCUUGACAAAGAUGAAAAGAACCUCUUCGUCGCCAUGACGAGGGACAAUAGUGUUUGGCUUGCGCCGCUGUACCCUGAUGGCAGUGCGCAGCGGACAGGGAGGUUUUCGAGCUACUUUGGUGUUGGUGGACCAGAUGGGUUGUUAACGAAUGGUGAGGGUGAUCUUUUUGUUGCGCAUUCUACGCUGGGCACUGUGUUUGUGCACCGGAAGGAUGGCACGCCGCGAGCGGCUAUUACGACAAAGGGAUUUGGUUCGGGCACGACGAACUUGACUUGGGGAGGAGGGGAUGGGAAGACUCUUUAUAUCGUCGAAAGUGAAUCUGGCACAAUUCUGACGUUGGAUUGGUAUAAUGUAGUAACUCUGUAG
This is a messenger RNA of Fusarium oxysporum Fo47, 930 nucleotides long. Its product is annotated as SMP-30/gluconolactonase/LRE family protein. Lineage: Eukaryota; Fungi; Ascomycota; Sordariomycetes; Hypocreales; Nectriaceae. The transcript has a single exon. The coding region runs from base 1 to 930 and encodes 309 amino acids. The record is from RefSeq and is a predicted model, not a curated record.